AAACUACCAUUUAUGGGAUUUUGACCUGGAUUUAGAUUGCGACUCACCAACUUCUUCUUCUACGCUUUCUGGAUUUAGAUUGCGCCGGAUAAACCCUCAAUUUUCCCGCCUCCCCCAAAUCAAUACUCCCGGAGAGCUGGGUUCUCAGUCAAAGUAAGUCGAAUAAUCAAACCACAGAGCAACGAAGGCAGAAAGAAACCCUUGAAAUCAAGCGGAGAGCCAUUCAAAGCGCGGCGGAGCAACCAAAGGCAACUAACUUUCACCAUCAGACAGACACACAGAUGAUGAAUAAACCCUAGAUACAAAUUUUUCAGAGAUGAAUUUGUCUUCGUCGUCGUCCUAUUACUCGAAUGGGAAUGGUAUUACUAUUACUAGUAGUAAUACACUACUAGGACGUUGUCUUGGAGAUGUACUCAAUGUGAUUAAACCAUUAGAUGGAGAUGUUACAGCUAGGUAUACUGUCAUUAACGAUUUACGAGCUGUUGUUCAAUCUAUCCCCAGUUUAAGAGAUGCAGGUGCGACUGUGGAACCAUUUGGGUCGUUUGUAUCUAAUCUUUACACGAGAUGGGGAGAUUUGGAUAUAUCUAUUGAAAUACCAUGUGGUGAUCUCGUUUCAACUAUGGUCAAAAACAAGAAGCAGAAAUUCUUGAAAGAGAUAACUAAAGCUUUGCGCAAGAGGGGCAUGGUACGGAAUUUGCAACUUAUCCUGCAGGCUAGGGUACCCCUUCUAAUAUAUGAGACCAACCUCCAAAAUAUCUCUUGUGAUAUCUCUAUCAGUAAUCUGCUAGGUCAAAUCAAAUCCAAAUUGUUUCUCUGGCUUACUGGGAUUGAUGGACGCUUCCGCGAUAUGAUUUUACUGAUCAAAGAGUGGGCCAAGGCGCAACAAAUCAACGACCCAAAGAAUGGAACACUAAACUCAUAUUCUCUCUGUCUGCUUGUUAUAUUCCAUCUUCAGACAUGUGAGCCUGCGAUUUUCCCUCCAUUAAAGGAUAUCUAUGCAGGAAAUGUUGGCAGAGAUCUUACAGGUUCGAGGCUCACUGCAGAGAGAAAUAUACAUGACACGUGUACUGCUAAUAUAGACAUAUUCAAGAGGAAUAGUUCCGGAAAUCUAAACCAAAGCUCUCUGCCUGAGCUUUUCAUAUCAUUUUUUCAGAAGUUUUCUAGAAUAAGCGUGCUGGCAUCGGAGUACACAAUCUGUACUUAUACAGGGCAAUGGGAAUACAAAAGAAACAAUGAUAAGUGGACCAAAGACUAUCCUUUACUUAUCGAAGAUCCGUUUGAGCAGCCUGAUAAUGCGGCAAGGGCUGUUUCCAUGAAUCAGCUUCCCAGGAUAUCUGAAGCAUUUGAGAGGACCCACCGUUCACUUGUUUCAUCCAAUCAAGAUAGAAAUUCUGUGAUCUAUGGUCUAGUUGGACGUCGGGUCAGCUCCCAACUUAUUCCAUCACAUAGUACUCCAAGGUUUAUCAACAGAGGUGCUACAGAUUUUCCUUCACUACCGCGAGCCCCAUCUCCGAACGAGUUUUACAACAGGACAAAUGGAACGUAUCCUGCUACAUCCCCAUCUCAGAACCAGCUAUACAACAGGACAAAUGAAACGUAUCCUGCUACAUCCCCAUCUCAGAACCAGCUUUACAACAGGACAAAUGGAACAUAUCCCGCUUCCAGCGUCUCUAUUCGCAGGCCAAUGGCACCAACAACUCAUUUUCAAAGCCAACAGCAGAGGUGGGAGCCAAAGACCACCAGAUGAUGAUGGAGCAUUAAUCUAGGUUGUGGAGAUACUUUUUUCAUCCUGGUCUUUAAUGGGGAUCUGAUGGACAUUAAAGUUUGAGUUUGUGGGGUAAAUAUUUUUUGGUUUAUGAAUUAUGAUACAAUUUUCCAUCAACAGGAAGAUGUUCCAUUUGCUGAAGUCACAGUAAAAAUAAAAAAUUCUUGUAAAAAGGAAAGGAUUAUUGCGACUUAGACUUUGGUUA
This is a messenger RNA of Papaver somniferum (opium poppy), 1970 nucleotides long. RefSeq names its product protein HESO1-like. Gene Ontology annotation, molecular function: RNA uridylyltransferase activity. The coding region runs from base 317 to 1747 and encodes 476 amino acids. NCBI's taxonomy places the organism in Eukaryota, Viridiplantae, Streptophyta, Magnoliopsida, Ranunculales, Papaveraceae. The transcript is spliced from 9 exons. The record is from RefSeq and is a predicted model, not a curated record.